AUGGUUCGACAGAAGAACGAGCCGAACAAAAUCGACGGGCGGAAACGCGACUCGAUCGGGGAAACGUGGCGAGAUGAGCGAAAUGACGAAGAUAAGGGAAAGCCCAUCGUACCCGUUCAACAACAACACAAUGAUGCACAGGAAGAAGCGGAUCGCUUACUUCACAAAUGGGAAAUGAACCCGGAACCGUCAGAGGAAUACCUACGUAUUAUUGAUGAAAAUCGUUACAUGAUGAAAAUCAGCGAGAAGGCCUCCAAUAAGUCGAAUGCGAGGUUUUGGUUUAACGUGAAGAAAAUCGAGGACAAGUACGCGAGGCGGGAUCCGGACAAAGAGAUAAUCUACGACUUCAAGAUGAAAAAAGUCUUUGUGUCCAAGGCGAUCACUGAUGAGGAGGCGUUGAAACAAAUGCAAAAGUUGACCGAGAUGCCCGAGUUUGGGGAGAGCGUUCUAUCGUGUUUCGAUUCGUCAACACAAGAGGAUGAUUCGCCCGCGCAAAAGAGGGUGAAUCGCCAGAGGGGCGUGCUGAAUAAGAUAUUCGAAAUGCAGUACGAGUCGUGCCCACUUGCCCUGUUGCCAAAGGAGCCGACUCUACAGCUACCACCACCACCAGUUCUCCUACCAGUCGAGGGGGUGCCCACCGAGAGGGAGACACGCAAAAGGACGAUUACCAUCACUGGAGCGGCCUCGGAAGUGUUACGAAUCAUCUCCUCGACAAACAACAUCUUCGCCCUCUUCUCCAACGAGAAACCAGCGCUGACGGGUGAUGCGACUGUGGAAAAAAAAAACGAGGCUGAGCCAACCGUCGAGAAAAACGUUGAAAAACUGGAUGCGAAUCAUAUGAAAUGCGUCAAAGAAGAGCUGAUCGAUUUCCCGGUCAAUUCGAUGAUGAACAACGCUGAUCUCACAAAUCGACGUUCAUCGCGAAGAAAAACGAUCGAUAAUGCUUUCAACGAUGAAUCGAUGCAAAUCGUCAAGAGGAAACCAAAGGAUUUUGAAAUUUCCCCAAGGCAACCCUCUCAAUCGGUACAAAAGUCUCAAUCUGUCAAGUCUCAGUCUCAAUCAAUCGAGCGUUGCUUUUAUGUU
Molecule: messenger RNA, 1083 nt
Organism: Mesorhabditis belari
Lineage: Eukaryota; Metazoa; Nematoda; Chromadorea; Rhabditida; Rhabditidae
Source: the annotation of a GenBank genome assembly